Lynx canadensis (Canada lynx) is the source of this 4626-nucleotide messenger RNA. It is a transcript of the gene PRRX1, whose product is annotated as paired related homeobox 1. Bases 709 to 1419 code for a protein of 236 amino acids. Gene Ontology annotation, biological process: regulation of DNA-templated transcription. NCBI's taxonomy places the organism in Eukaryota, Metazoa, Chordata, Mammalia, Carnivora, Felidae. The transcript is spliced from 6 exons. Gene Ontology annotation, molecular function: DNA binding; DNA-binding transcription factor activity, RNA polymerase II-specific. The record is from RefSeq and is a predicted model, not a curated record.
CAAGUCCUUCCCUCUUGUUGCUCUAUGCCAAAAGGUGGCAGAGAACCCAAGGAUAAAGAGAGAAUGGAUCAAGUUUGGUUUACCUCAGAAAGCAUUCUUUCUAGAACAUGAUUACUUCCAUGAGCCAACCACUGAGUCUUGGUUGCCUUAGAAGCCCUCUGAUAUUUAGGGUGAAGACGACAUAAGUAGUUCAGAUUUUUCCAGUUGCUCUCCGAGGGAACAAUGUUGGUCUGCUACAAACUACCAUGUCAUAGCCCAAAGUGGAAAUGCUGAACUAUUGUUGAGUAUUUACUAUUUGCCAGGCACUCUGAUGGAUCCUUACCUGUGUUGGCUCACAUUUUUUCAGCAGUUCUUUGAAUUGCUGAAGCUCGGACAGACUAAGUAACUUGCUCAAAAUUUUUGAGAGGCAGAACCAAGGAACGUACCUCCACAGCCUCUAAAGCUCUACUCUCUCUGUCACACUAGGCUCAAAAUAGCCUGUCUGGUAAUGGCUAAAGAUUAAUGGUCAUUUGGUCCAAAAACAACAUAAAAUUGGAUAUCCGAGAUUCUGUAUACUAAUUUUUAAUGGAGAAACUAAGAUACCUGACAAAUUAGAGCGCUCAAUAAACCACACCCUUCAAAUUUUGAAGGAAAUGAUUCAGACUUCUGGCUUAAAGAGCAGAAGAUACUCACAAGAAAAAUUUCAGAAAGAGGAAAGGAUCAAAAGCCAUGUGUGGUCCCUCUGAAUUCGCCUGGCGAGAAGGGCUUGAGUUCCUCAGGAGAGAGAAGGCGAAAAAGAACUUCUCCGUCAGUCACCUGCUAGACCUGGAGGAAGCCGGGGACAUGGUGGCGGCGCAGGCGGACGAGAGCGUGGGCGAGGCCGGCCGGAGCCUACUGGAGUCGCCGGGACUCACCAGCGGCAGCGACACCCCGCAGCAGGACAAUGACCAGCUGAACUCCGAGGAAAAGAAGAAGAGAAAGCAACGGAGGAACCGGACGACCUUCAACAGCAGCCAGCUGCAGGCUCUGGAGCGCGUCUUUGAGCGGACACACUACCCAGACGCCUUUGUGCGAGAGGACCUCGCCCGCCGGGUGAACCUCACCGAGGCCAGAGUGCAGGUGUGGUUUCAGAACCGAAGAGCCAAAUUCCGCAGGAAUGAGAGAGCCAUGCUGGCCAAUAAAAACGCUUCCCUCCUCAAAUCCUACUCAGGGGACGUGACUGCCGUGGAACAACCCAUUGUACCUCGUCCUGCUCCAAGACCCACCGACUAUCUGUCCUGGGGGACGGCCUCUCCGUACAGCGCCAUGGCCACUUACUCUGCCACAUGUGCCAACAAUAGCCCUGCACAGGGCAUCAACAUGGCCAACAGCAUUGCCAACCUGAGACUGAAGGCCAAGGAAUAUAGUUUACAGAGGAACCAGGUGCCAACAGUCAACUGAGGAAAAAAAAAUAAUUAAGCAGGCCUAAGAAGAAAUCAAAAACCAUAAGACACCUAUCCUGCUCUGUCAUUUCUUCAUCUGCUGGAAAAAAAAAUCAAUAAAAACAAACAAACCAAAAACCUGAACUAAAAUAUUGGGACCAUGGCAGAGAAAAGCAGGAGAGGAGCAAAAUGAAAAUUAGUUAACCAAUGUUUCUCCUCCCUCUGGGAUCCCACCACCACUUGUUUCUGUGUGUGUUAAUUUUGUUUUUCCUUCUAUUCAUGCGCUUUGCUUUAAUAUACUCCAAGCUUCUUCAGUUAGGUUCAGCCCACCCACCCCCAUGAUUGUAUGGGUUUAAAAAAAAAAAACCCUACAGCAGCCAAAGAAAUCGUAUAUAUAUUCAGAAUCAUUGUCUAUAGUCUCCUCAGUGACCUGUUUGAACUUCAGUGCCUUACCCUUUCCUUCUUCCCAGUUCUCUGUAUAGAAGCUCUAGAAACUUCUGGAAAGCCAAAGUCUUUCUGCAGAAUCUGUGCCAGAUACGAUUUCCUUUCUCGUUGUCUCCAUCUCUGUUGGUCACGGUACGGCUUUUCCAUCAGCUACUGUUAACCACAUCUGGCCACUGCCUUGUCAGAUCCAACGCGAUUGGCUGUGUCUGGCUAGUUCUAAGCUCCAAGCUGUAGAUCUAAGCUCUAUUUACUAUAAGCUAUAGAUUUAAGCUCUAAGCUGUAGAUGAUAAUAUCACCAUCACCACCGCCCCUCACCCCCAUCUGAGCAGUCAGCCACAUUAAGUUAAAGAUAUUUGUUGUUUCUGAAUGAUUUGCUGUCACGGGCUAUUUGUUAAAAGAAAUAUAUUUCGCUUGAGAGAGGGAGAGAAAUUUCUCUAGGAAAACAGAGACUGAGUUGUGAAAGGCAUGGCCUACAUCUCUUUAGUGCCUUAAGGGUAGUCAGAUGCACACUUAUAUAUAUAUACUGUAUAUAUUUAUAUAUUUUAUAUAUAUAUAUAUAAAAUAUUCUUGCAAGCUUGAGUUUGCAAACUCAAACACUACAAAAAGCAGGUUUCACGCCGUCAACACUGUCCUUAUCUCUACAGUGAUGAGAUGUUUUUAGGGAUCUUGUUUCCUUUCUUUCUCUACACACAAUUCUCAUCAAGGCCACAGAGCAACUGAUAGGGCAUCUGUUUGAGAACAGGUCUCAUUUUCACAUUUGGGCUUCAAAUAAAUCAGAACCUAUUUGAGGCUCUGACAGUGUUCUUAGUUUGGAGUCUGAGCUCCGGUGGAAUGGGGAUAGAUCCUGGUACACCUUAUGGGAAUUACACUCAGAGGAUGGAAAGCCAUGUACUUUUCUGCUUCUCCACUCGACAGGAAUCUGAAAGACCAUGUUUAAAUGGGAUACUUAAAGGCUUGUCUAAGUUCCAAAAAUGGAAAAGGCAACUGUGGGCCAUUCUCUUUCUAAUACAGUAUUUUGAAAUAAAGUUUAGUGCCUAGGGCUGCGAGCCAGGACUGACCUGUCUUUGUUUCUUUCUUUUUGUCUCCAGCUGUGCUUUGGUAACUUGUCAGGUGGACUAGACCAAACUACACCACCGUGCUGUGCCUCAGUUUACCUUUUUUGUAAAAGUGGGUUUAACAAUACUUACCUACCUCACAGGGGUGUUGUGAGGCUCCUUUCAUUUGCUCCUUCAUUCUUUCCUGUACUUUCUCUUUGUGCAGCACUUUGUAGCCAUGGGAGGAAAGAGACUAUAAAAGUACACAACGUUAAUGGAAAGAUAUGGUACCUGGAAGCCUUGUUUCCUAGCAAGAAAAUGCUACCUUGCUGUAAAUACUUACAGCCUCAUAUUUGGAAAUGAGAAGUAGGUUUAUACUUCCAGACCUCUCAAAAAUCACAUCACUUGACCAAAGAAUAAUGUAAGAUGCACAGAACAGACAUAUUCUUGACCUAUUUUUAUUCCUGACCAGGUUGGUUCCAGUAAUCUUAGUUGUCAGUAAUUAAAAAGCUUUAGAUUGGCUUUGGCCAAAUAUGCCAACUCUGAAUGACAGGCAAGGACUAAGAUGCACUUUCGUCACACAUUUGCUACGCCUUCCACCUGGCACCUUGAGUGAACGGUGGUAGUUUUUUCAGCCAAACAGCCACCGAUCUGAAAACAUAUUUUGAAUGUUGCUUCUGUACUUCUUUUCACAAUGAGAAGGAAGCCCAUCUUAUGCAUUUUGCUUUCACCAACUGAUCCCCUCUUCUUUUAAUACAACUAUUAAACAGAUGUUUUAUGUAGGCUGGCUGAACACCACAUAUGACUUGCUUCCUAAAGAGUCCCUCGGUGAAGUCUUCUGUCCCGCUAGCUGCUGUGGAUUCUCAAGAUUCAAAGGAACGGUGUGGUCCAACAGAUUAAAACAUUCUUUGUGAAAUAAGUACAAUCCGAGACAUUGGCGAACUCUUGGAGUUUGGACUUUGGGGAGAAGAGCCACAAGUGCGUUUGGGUGAUAGUGCAGGGAACAGAAAUCACACACGACAAGAUGUUGCUGGAUGGGGGAGUCUUCGAAGAGGGUGUAAAGGGAUAGAAGGUCCUGUGAAACAGUCAUUUGAAGCUUUCAUCCUGACACCCGUUUUCAGCAGUGCGCAGAAAACCCCAAACCCCAAACCCAAAUGCUCUGUGAAACUGGGCAGUUUUACUACUAGAGCCUGGGAAGCGAUGUCUGAGAAUGUCCGAGAUUAACGAUGAGACUAUCCGAGAAUAUCCGAGAUCAGCCAUAGGAGCUUUAAUUGAUAACGAAAGCAUCUGUUAUUUAAGCACCUGAUCAAGAAGUAUACACAUGGGACAAGCACUCAGUAUUGUUCAUUUAUAAUUGAUUUUUUUUAAGGUAGAAGUUGGAUAUCGGAUUUAGAGGAGUAGCCUUUUGGCUCCCAAGCCAGGUCUCAAGAGAGGGUCUCGGGACCACAAAGUCCCAAGGCAUACACACCCCUGUUCCUCGCCAUCAUUAUACCCAGGUGCAGAUAAUACGUACCAACUAUCUGUGUCCCCAAUCCCUCCCCAAAGGAGAUGCUGAUUUGUAGGAUACCUGGCAGGUUAAAAUUAACCAGAGAAGGUGAUUGAAUAAAAAAAAGGGAAUGACACUUAGGGUAUAAAGAUCUCAUAAGAAAUGUAAUAUGUAAAUUAUAUCUUGCUUUAUGAUGUAAAAUAUACAUUGUUUGCGCUAGAAUAGAAAUGAUUCCUUUUCAAUAAAAAGAAGAAGGAUACUA